CGGUACCUACCUUGAACAGAGAGUCAACAAUCAACAACAGAUCAGUACGAAGGAGUACGAGUAGGAUAAUAGGAGUUUUUUGUUGUUUUUGUGAAUAAGGCAGGACUCUCUUCGAUUCCUUGUUCCCCCCAUCUCGACAUCCGCAGACUACGAUGAAGAAAGCGAGCACAAUGGCAACAACGGGGUUCGUGUUUCUGGCAUCACGUACCAUUAGCAUUAUCCCCACGGCUCGAGCCUUUACGCUAGUCACACCAAAACACGCUGCUGUUACCGCAAGAAAUCGCUUUCUGAGCACGAGCAUGAACGCUUCCGGACCGCGCCAGACCGCCAUCGAGGAACGCCUCACGGAAGCCUUCGCUCCGACCUUUCUCGACGUCCAGAACACAUCUCACGGACAAAAGUCCGAUGAGAGCCACUUUAAGGUGGUCGUGGUGUCGGAGGCCUUCGAGGGAACCCGAUUGGUGGGCCGCCACCGGGCCAUCAACAAGGCCGUCUCGGAAUCAGAUGGAUCGCUCGGGUUUCACUCCCUGGAGAUUGGAGCAGCUAAAACACCCGAGGAGUGGAACCAGAACUCUAACGUAGCGCCCUCACCAAAAUGCCAAGGCGGAGACGGAAGGGGUAUGAAGAACUGAGGUAGCUCCUUCUUGAUACUAAUAAGAUAUCGACUGGUCUUCACAGAAGAACGGAAGAGUUUCGCCGCUCGUUGGCAUUUCUCCUUACUGAAUCGUAAAAGUUCAAUGCCAAAUAUCUGGUAACAACCAUGUUUUGUUUCGCGCACUGAUGGAACCACACACUACGARCAAAGAAACAUGUAUAGUAUGAACUUUGAAUUAUUUUAACGAAAAAGUAGAKCGAUGGAAACCAGAAUACGAAGAAAGAAACAUGGAUAACGUGGACUUUAAAAUAUUCAAACAAAUACUUUAGGCGAUC
Pseudo-nitzschia multistriata is the source of this 930-nucleotide messenger RNA. Lineage: Eukaryota; Bacillariophyta; Bacillariophyceae; Bacillariales; Bacillariaceae. The record is from the annotation of a GenBank genome assembly.